This is a messenger RNA of Pseudoliparis swirei, 4586 nucleotides long. Its product is annotated as fidgetin-like. The transcript has 3 exons. NCBI's taxonomy places the organism in Eukaryota, Metazoa, Chordata, Actinopteri, Perciformes, Liparidae. The record is from RefSeq and is a predicted model, not a curated record. The coding region runs from base 46 to 2328 and encodes 760 amino acids. Gene Ontology annotation, molecular function: microtubule severing ATPase activity; ATP hydrolysis activity; ATP binding.
AACCCCACGCGAGAGGUCGACCUGUCGCUACACCAGCAGCACGAGAUGAUCAGCAGCGGCAGCGUCUAUGGCUUGAAGAUGCAGUGGACCCCCGAGCACAGCCAGUGGGCCGAACAGCACUUCGACAUCUCCUCCACCACUCGCUCGCCGGCCCACAAGGCUGAGGCCUACAGGGCGGUGCCCGGCCACCUGCAGCACUCCGCCGCCUACCAGUACGCCUGGGCCAACGACGACAUCUCGGCCCUCACCGCCUCCAACCUGCUCAAGAAGUACGCCGAGAAGUAUUCCGGCAUCCUGGAGAUGCCCGGCUCCUAUAACUCUGAGGUCCCCGGGGUGAUGAACGGACGCAAAGCUGAAUCGGAGCCCUGGCAGGAUGGCGUCUACCCCAUGAGCUGCAUCCCUGAGGGGGUUUCCAUCCGAAAGGGAGGCGUGGCGGCGGCCUCAGAUGUGGCGUCUGGCAUGUGCAGCUCCCCGGGCCUGGCCUCCAGCACCCUGAGCGAGCCCAGUUACUCCAGCAGCGGCUGCGGGAGCCACACCGCCACCAUGGCCUCUCAGGACUACGGCCCCCCAUACGGCGGCUCCUACCUGCACAGUAGUUACAGCUCACAGUCCGCCCCGGCUCCGGCGCUUCCCUCCCCGCUGCACAGCUCUGGGCUCCUGCACCCGGCCCCUCCGCCGCCCUCCCACCCCACUUUAGUCCCAUCGUACAACGGAGGCUCCCCGAACUUGUCUAGUUAUAAUUACCCCCCGGCAGGCUACUCGGCUCAGAGCUCAGUCGGGCCAGGAUACAGCCCUGGGGGAGCGCCCCCUCCAUCCUCAUACCUGCCCUCAGGCAUCGCUGCGCCUACACCCCUCCCCCCCUCUUCUGCUUUACCUGGAUACCCAUACCAGAGCCACAACUUGACCCCAAUCGCCCCCACACCUCUCAACAGCAGCUCCUCCAACUCACUGAAGAGGAAAGCCUUCUACAUGACAGGCCAAGGGGAGAUCGACUCCGCUUACGGGAACUUUGGCUACGGCCAGGCCCGGAGCGCCGCCGAGAGCCCCAUGUACAGAAUAGCUGACAGCAGCAGCGCCAACGGAGGCUCCAACAGCGCCGGGGGUGGAGGAUUCGACAGAGGUGCCGAAAAGCCGUCUUUGCCUUUUAAUCCUCAGAAGCAGUCCACGAUGCCCUCGGAGCAACAGCAGAGGAAGUACGGCGGCCAGGCGACGGGUGGUCCGCUGACUCCACCGGCCUAUGUCACCUCCACCCUGGGGGGUUCCCGCUCAACCGAUUCUCUAGCCAGCUUCACCUCCCCGUCCCUCAGUGAGCAAAGCGCCGAUGACCACCGGAUCCACCUCUCCCACUCGGCGCCAGGGCCUACCUCCUCCUCGUCCACUUCCUCCUCCCGGCCUGCCGAAGAGCAGCUAAAAACCAGUGACCCCCACCUUCUAGACAUGGUUACCUCUGAAAUCGUCCAGCAGGGCCCCCCAGUGGAUUGGAUUGACAUUGCAGGACUAGAAGUGGCCAAGGCGACCCUGAAGGAGGAGGUCCUGUGGCCCAUUCUGCGCCCGGACAUGUUCAGCAGUUUAGGACCCGCCCCGCGGUGCUUGUUGCUGUUUGGCCCCAGGGGCAGCGGCAGGACGUUGCUGGGUCGCUGCCUGGCCAGCCAGCUGGGGGCUCCCUUCCUCCAGCUCAGCGGCUCCACGUUGGCCACCAAGUGGCUGGCAGAGGGGGAGAAGAUUAUCCGGGCGUCCUUCCUCGUGGCACGCUGCCGGCAGCCUUCUGUUCUGUUCAUCAGCGAGGUGGACAUGCUGCUGUCGGCACACCUGAGCGAAGAGAGCCCCAUCAAGCGGCUGAAGGGGGAGCUCCUCGCCCAGUUGGACUCACUCCUCAUGGGCUCCGGCGAGGACGCGGGCAACCAAGUGUUGGUGGUUUGCUCCACGAGCAGACCCCAGGACAUGGACGAAGGGCUGCGCCGGUACUUUGCUCGGAGGGUCCUGGUGCCCCUGCCGGAUGCCGGAGCCCGACACCAGAUCGUGGGUCAGCUCCUGGCUCAGUCUCAGCACAAAUACUGCUUGAGCGAGGAGGAGCUGGCGCUGCUGGUCCAGCGUACCGAGGGAUUCUCCGGCCUGGACCUGGCCAGACUCUGCCAGGAGGCCCUCGUGGGUCUGUUGCACGUCUCUGCGCAGGGCAUGGACAUGUCGGGUAUGAUGCCCCGGGGACAGGUCAGGCCCCUCACCUACCAGGACUUUGAGAGUGUCUUUUGUAAAUUCCAAGCCAGUAUAUCACAGAAGGAGAUCGACACGUACACUGAGUGGAACAAAAUGUUCGGCUGUAGCCAGUGAAAAGAUAGAUUCCGCCCUUGAGAAAAAAAAAGAGGCAUCCAAAAUUCCUCCCCUCAGGGCAGAAGCAUUGUGCUGGAGGGAGAGGCACGCAGAAGGCCAACGCGAGCCCACCGAGUUCUCACAAGCAGGUUUUAGACUGGGAGAGCUGGUUUGAUCUGGUUUCAUCUGGUUUGAUCCGACGACUGGCAGGUUUGCAGUUCAUGAGCAAGGGUUUUAAUUUGAACGCUCGACACUCCAGAAAGCCAGGCAUUGUUUACACAUUGCAAGCAAGUUGGCUUCAGAAGAGACGCCCCAGUGUCUGUGUACAUAAAUCGUUAUGUUCUUGUUCUUGAGAUUUCGUUGGCUAUCCAAGUGCCUGAAGUGGCGCUUUCUGAUUUUCUUACUUUUGUUUAUUUGCCUCACGAUCUACAUUCACGGCACGAGCUGACGAUUAUUCAGAGGAGGAUUGACAGUCGCCAUGAUCUUUAUUGUCCUGCUAGUAACCGGUCAGGGCGGCAGUAGUCUGGGCCCGGACUCAUCUCUUCUGACACGAACAAACGUAACAAACAAAACUCAGGAAAGCGUGAGUGAAUUGUACCUGAAGGUAUCUUGAUGGGGGGGGGGAAAGCACUAAGAUCUGAGGGGAGACCCCAAAGUGGUUUUGGUUCAUGUUUAGUCAUCCGUGCCUCGACGGUUCAGGAUAAUUAGCGAAGAGGUGACGAUGAAUGUACGAGAUAUUUUCUGGAAUGAGGGGUCGUAAUCAAAAGCGAGAGUUCAAACAUUUAUUUUUUAUUUUCCUCGCACAGCAGGUGCUUGAGUUGUUUUCACUUUACCAAUCUUGAAACUUAUUUCCAUAGCUUGUUACAUUUUUAGGGGGUUUCUUGAAGCGAUGAUGGGAGUUGUAUAUUUAUUGAAACAACCAUAAUCUGCAUUGUUUAUACAAGCGAUCUCGGCUCCGUGGUUCGGCCGCACGGAGUCGCCAUCAGUUCGUCGGCUAACUUCUGCACAAAUGACCAGCUCAUUUGUCAUUUUAUUCAGUGGGCGGAGAUUUAUUCUCUGAGAGAGAUGAACUUGAUGCGAAAAAGUCCUCCAAAAAAUCCAAAGGAACAGUUCGACAUUUUGGGAAAUUCGCUCAUUCACUUAGACGAGAAGAUCCAGCUAGUGCCGUUACCCAGUUAGCUUAAUUUGGCUAGCCUGGCUUGGUCGGAAUUUAACAACAUUUGUAUUUUUUUGCUUGUAUAAACUGAAGCAAUUUGUGGUUUUACGUGCUGCUCAGCUAACGGGCGGUUAGCUAACGGGCGGUUAGCUGUAGCCUCGUAAAGAGAGCGGUGAUCGACAUUCUCAUCUAACUCUUGCCAAGAGAGCCAAUAAGCUUAUUUCCCCAAAAUAUCAAACUACUCUUUUAGAUCCCAGUGAUAUCAAAGACGAUUUACUGUAUCUCUUUGUGCGAAUUAAAUGUUUGACUUAAUGUCACUUCACUGAAUUUCCCCGCGGGGGAUCGAUGCCGGCGUAUCUUAUCUUGUCAUUCCUUCUCGUUACGCCAGUAAAACAGAAAUGCUGUCUUGGAAAUCCGUACGCUGCUCAUCUGUUGCGUUCAAGGAAAAUCAGUUUUUUCUUUAUAACAAGGAUUAAGGGAGCUCAUUCCAAAUAUCCUCCCCGCUUUUAAGUUGCAUUUGAUAUGUGUCACAACCUAGAUAUGGAAAUACGGAUUUUGCAAAGUUGCCUUGUCACUCACGCUGUUCAGCUGCACGUGAACUGGAUUAUCUGUAGAAUGGGAUGCCACUCCUGAAAUUAAAAUGAGACACGGUCACUCAUCCAGCACACAUUUUACAUGCUUUUUACAAGCGUGGAAAGUAGACAGUAAAAUUACUGUUUUUCUCUCUCCAUGCUUCCUAUCUGUAACUGUACGGCUCAGUUUGAACGUGUCACUAUAUUUACACACACACAUCAUCCGGACACACACAGCUUUUGUACCGCGAGUGAGGAACUGUGGCACGACUCUUGAGAAGUCCUCGUCCCUGAAGGUCGUCUCUGGGCCGUCGUGUCGCAUUGGAAUGUAUUUUUAUUUCUGCACUGAAGCUUCUUGAGUGCAAUUAUUGUUUUUGUUGAGGUGUAUCCGCUUCGUCCGUCUGCUAUUUAUUCCUGAAGGAGAUCGAUGAUCCGCUUUUUUUACACUUUUACUGUACAUCCGGCUUUAAAAAAAUAAGUAGAUAUAUAAAGUGUUAAGUAGGAGCUACAUAGCGCGUGUUCAGGCGAGAUCUCUGGGCCAGACAUCGUCA